UUACGGAUCACUCGUAAGACGAUUUCGAAAAUUUAAUACUGAGAUGAAGGAAGAAACCGGUCUUCCCUUAAGAUAUGGAGUCCAGAACGUUUUGCCGAUUUUAUUUGCAUACGAGGGUAUUAUUGCCAAUUUACGUUUUGAAGAUUGGAAGCCGAACUUUUCAUAAACUAUGGCAAACAGUCAAAUUAUAUUUGGCCAGUUCACCAAGUAUUGAAUCCGGGUUAAUGCUCUUUCUGAGGAUGUUGAAUUUGUAAUUAAGUUUAGCAAUCUCUAUAUGCUUUCGUUCUCUUACUACUGUGUAUUUUUUUCAUCAAACAAGAAAGUAAAACCCCUCAAUGCGCAUUCGUAAAGAAUGUUCUGUUGUCCAUUCUUUGUUUAGCUGGCGCUCACGAACUUCGCAACGUCAUGAAAGGAGAUUUGCCGUUCCCAUGGAAACCUUGAUUCGCUACCGCACCUGACAGAAGUUUGGACAAGACAACUGCCUGGUUGGGAAUCAAGACAAAAGAACAGCAAAAUAGACUUUUAUGUCAUGUCGGCAGGUGGAUUAAAAACAAUUUCUGAGUCGCCAGUUGACAGUUUGAGAGAUAGCGAUCAAUUCAGCAUAAAGGGAGAUGCUCUAAUGGAAGAAAGCGAAAACGAGGAAGCUCCAGGGACGACCGAAAGUGUCGGCGGUUUUUUUAUAAAACACGGAACUUUCAUGGGAACGGAAAACGAGCUUGCAGUCUCGCAAAACUCUGACGUAGCAGCAAGUGAUAGCGACUACGACACCGACCUUGAUACGGAAGAGCAUUCAGAAAAGUACGAUUCGACGGGAAGGAAGGUGUACCUGGCUGCCUGCAAAUGCUUGGACAUAACACCUGUGUCGUUCUUCUUGAAGAACAUCGAAGAAAAGCAUCUUGAUUUCAAACACCGACUGCUGGGGCCAAAAGGAGGAAGGGCUCUUGCAGCUGCUUUGGAGCUCAACACCACAUUAACCAGUUUAAACCUUCAUGAUAACUACUUAGAGGGAGAGGGUGGGUCGGCGAUUGCAGCGAUGCUGAAAGAAAACUGUUACAUCACAGAACUGGUAAGUAGUCAGGCUGAUAUAGAAGUUUCAUAGCAGUUGUUAAAGUAUUCAAAUACACUGCAACAGAGAUUUCAUUGGCCUUUUUCAGCAGAAGGUCAACUGGUUUUGACAGGCGGGCAGCACUUCUUCUUUUUUUUCGUAAGAAAAACUUCCCCAAAAUGGUCAAACCAGGU
Messenger RNA from Orbicella faveolata, 1239 nucleotides. RefSeq lists its product as uncharacterized. Lineage: Eukaryota; Metazoa; Cnidaria; Anthozoa; Scleractinia; Merulinidae. Gene Ontology annotation, molecular function: protein binding. The record is from RefSeq and is a predicted model, not a curated record.